AUGGGUUCCGGCGAUUUGAGCUCCGAGAUGGAGAGGAAGGUUCUUGGCCUGACGCUGUGGGUCUGGAUUGCCAUCGGCGUGGUCGCCCUUCUCGUGGCAAUCCUGCUGAUGAUCUGCAUUUGGGUGGCGUCCCGCCAGAGGACCAAGAGAACCAUGGACACCCUGAGGCAGACGCAGAUCCCCAUCUACUCCAAGGAGAUCCCUGUCGACCGGGUCGGUGGGCGCAGCCUUGCGCAGACAAUGCAUGAGCGCGAGCAGCCGAGCUUGCCGCCGCCGGACAAGUACGCGAACCGGGAGCCGGCCGGGGCGACGCUGGGGCACCUGGCACUCAGCAAGUCCUCGGAUCAUGAUAACAUGAGCCAGGGGAGCUCGGUUUGCAAUGUAGACCGUGCUGGCAGCGUGCACUCCGGUGAGGAUGGGAGCUCAGGACCUCGGAGGAAACCAAAUUCUCCUGCGGCGUUCGUGUCAGCGUCGCCAUUGGUUGGCCUUCCAGAGUUUUCUCAUCUUGGCUGGGGUCACUGGUUUACUCAGCGUGACCUUGAGCUUGCUACCAACCGUUUCUCUAAGGAGAAUAUGCUUGGAGAGGGUGGCUAUGGAGUUGUGUACCGUGGACGUCUAGUGAAUGGAACUGAAGUCGCAAUCAAAAAGAUCUUUAACAACAUGGGGCAGGCAGAAAAAGAAUUCAGAGUGGAAGUUGAGGCUAUUGGCCAUGUCCGACAUAAGAAUUUGGUUCGACUGUUGGGAUAUUGUGUUGAGGGGGUAAACAGGAUGUUAGUAUAUGAGUUCGUGAACAAUGGUAAUUUAGAGCAGUGGCUUCAUGGAGCUAUGCAUCAGCGUGGUGUUUUUGGCUGGGAAAAUCGCAUGAAGGUUGUAACAGGCACUGCAAAAGCGCUUGCUUACCUUCAUGAAGCUAUAGAACCAAAAGUUGUACAUCGUGAUAUAAAAUCAAGCAACAUAUUGAUUGAUGAUGAAUUUAAUGGCAAGGUAUCUGACUUUGGAUUGGCUAAACUUUUGGGAUCAGACAAAAGCCACAUUACUACUAGAGUGAUGGGAACAUUUGGAUAUGUUGCACCUGAAUAUGCUAAUACUGGAAUGUUAAAUGAAAAGAGCGACGUUUAUAGUUUUGGUGUUCUCUUGUUGGAAACUGUGACAGGAAGGAAUCCUGUUGACUACAGCCGAUCUUCCAAUGAGGUGAAUCUUGUUGAAUGGCUCAAAACAAUGGUGGCUAAUCGGAGGGCAGAGGAAGUGGCUGAUCCAAGCUUAGAGGUUAGACCCAGUAUUAGGGCUCUCAAGCGGGCUCUUUUGGUGGCACUGAGGUGUGUUGAUCCUGACUCUGAAAAGAGACCUAAGAUGGGCCAGGUUGUUAGGAUGCUUGAGUCAGAAGAAGUUCCAUAUCGGGAGGAUCGGAGAAAUCGGAGAAGCCGCACUGGAAGUAUGGAUAUUGAGUCCAUUGCAGAGGGUUCAAACUCCGCGGAGUUUGGAAAGAAGGUAGAAAGGACUGGAAGCUCAACAUCUGACCGGUCUCAACCAUGA
Molecule: messenger RNA, 1533 nt
Organism: Miscanthus lutarioriparius
Lineage: Eukaryota; Viridiplantae; Streptophyta; Magnoliopsida; Poales; Poaceae
Source: the annotation of a GenBank genome assembly